Molecule: messenger RNA, 216 nt
Organism: Mesorhabditis spiculigera
Lineage: Eukaryota; Metazoa; Nematoda; Chromadorea; Rhabditida; Rhabditidae
Source: the annotation of a GenBank genome assembly
AUGGGUCUUGGUAGACCCGGUGACUUUCCGUGUACGAGCAACGCCUACUGCCGUACCUUCUUCAAACCGCGCUCCUUCUGCAUGCCCCUAGAGCCAACACGUCCGGUUUGCGCGGAGUUCAUAGACAACGAAUGCAGCCUGGAUAGCCAUUGUGGACCCGGGGCACGCUGCAUUGGAGCCAAGGAACUGGAACGGGGACAUUGCUAUCUUUAUUAU